Neltuma alba is the source of this 1431-nucleotide messenger RNA. Its product is annotated as novel plant SNARE 12. The transcript is spliced from 10 exons. Bases 218 to 1027 code for a protein of 269 amino acids. The record is from RefSeq and is a predicted model, not a curated record. Lineage: Eukaryota; Viridiplantae; Streptophyta; Magnoliopsida; Fabales; Fabaceae. Gene Ontology annotation, cellular component: late endosome membrane; Golgi apparatus; ER to Golgi transport vesicle membrane. Gene Ontology annotation, biological process: vesicle fusion. Gene Ontology annotation, molecular function: SNARE binding; SNAP receptor activity.
CUAUCUUCCUCACUUCCUUGUUCCCCCCUUCCCAUGAUUCCACGUUACUCAAUUCAAAACCUCCUGUGCAAUUUUGAUUCGCUGCUCUGCCUUCCUUUCUCCCCUCGAAAAUCAAUGGUCCAUCCUGGGCAACCUGUUGCCAAAUCGACGAGUUAGGGUUUCUGUUGGGUUCAGUUUUUGCCGGGACUUUGGUGGGACACUUUAAUCUCCGUCAGCCAUGGCCACCAACUUGCAGAUGAGCCCUCAGUUGGAGCAGAUCCACGGUGAAAUUCGUGACCACUUCCGUGCUCUCGCAAAUGGCUUUCAGAAGCUUGAUAAGAUUAAAGAUUCCAAUAGACAAAGUAAACAACUGGAAGAACUCACAGGGAAAAUGAGGGAAUGCAAAAGGUUGAUAAAAGAAUUUGAUCGUGAAAUUAAAGAAGAAGAGGGCAGAAAUCCUCCAGAAGUGAACAAGCAACUAAAUGACGAAAAACAAUCAAUGAUCAAGGAGCUAAACUCUUACGUGGGUUUGAGAAAAACGUAUAUGAAUACGAUUGGCAAUAAGAAACUUGAACUUUUUGACAUGGGAGCUGGAUCUAGUGAACCUACAGCUGAAGAAAAUGUUCAAUUGGCAUCAACAAUGACAAAUCAAGAACUUAUUGAUGCUGGGAUGAAGAGAAUGGAUGAAACUGAUCAGGCCAUUGAACGAUCCAAGCAGGUUGUACAUCAAACGGUUGAGGUGGGGACCCAAACUGCUACUACGUUGAAAGGCCAAACUGAUCAGAUGGGCCGCAUUGUUAAUGAUCUGGAUUCAAUUCAGUUCUCUAUUAAGAAAGCCUCCCAGCUUGUGAAAGAAAUUGGCAGACAGGUGGCUACAGAUAAGUGCAUCAUGCUUUUUUUGUUCCUCAUCGUCUGUGGUGUAAUAGCCAUUAUCGUUGUGAAGAUUGUGAAUCCCAACAACAAGAACAUCAGGGAUAUCCCUGGAUUGGCGCCACCGGUUCCCUCUAGGAGGCUUUUGUACGUAAGGAGCGGACAACAUAUUGAUUAAUUUCUAUUUUGAAGGAGCUUUCUCUGUCCUACCAUGCUGACUCCUAUUCUCAGUUUAUUGGAAGUCUGAGGAUUGCUCUUUGGGGGGAUUAGCUGUAUCAUUUGAUUUUUUUUUCCCUUGCCUGAGUUGUUCUUAUCCUGUUUGUGAUUUAUUUGUAAAUCACCCGAGGGCCCUUUUUGCUUUUGAUUGUCCAUGCUUCUUCGCGUAACACGUCAAAAUGUUUCAGCGCUAGACAGAAAGUUCCUUGGUAUACAUGUCCGUUUCAAAAGAUGUAUGGUUUUACGACACCUCCCCCCUUCCUUUUCUUUUCCCCUUUGUUGAUAUCUGUAAUUUAUGGCUGUACUCGAAUGUGUCUACUGGAUCAGCUUUGCACAUAAAUUACAUGUGUUUUCAAUGUCUCCUCA